Populus nigra (black poplar) is the source of this 1298-nucleotide messenger RNA. RefSeq names its product microtubule-associated protein RP/EB family member 1A-like. Gene Ontology annotation, cellular component: microtubule plus-end; spindle midzone; microtubule organizing center. Gene Ontology annotation, molecular function: microtubule plus-end binding. Lineage: Eukaryota; Viridiplantae; Streptophyta; Magnoliopsida; Malpighiales; Salicaceae. The transcript has 8 exons. Bases 268 to 1098 code for a protein of 276 amino acids. The record is from RefSeq and is a predicted model, not a curated record. Gene Ontology annotation, biological process: regulation of microtubule polymerization or depolymerization; thigmotropism; spindle assembly.
CCCAUUUCUCUAGUCCGUCCCUAUCUACUAAAGAAGCAUCGGUUUCUCUCUCAUUCUCUCUCACCGUCCAUUUUCUUGAGUUUCAGCUGCUACUCACUAAAAAAUUGAAAACACAGUUUUUGAAUAAUAAUAAUAAUAAGAAUAAAACGUUAACUCCCUAAUUUAACGCUCUAGUCUCCAAUCAAAAUCCAAAACCAAAGCUUUCCUCAUAUUCUCUCAUUUAAAGCAAAACCCAUUUCUCCUCUGUUAAGAAAAAAGAAGAGAGCAAUGGCGUCGAAUAUAGGGAUGAUGGACAGUGCGUAUUUUGUCGGAAGGAAUGAGAUAUUAACAUGGAUCAACAAUAGGCUUCAGCUCAAUCUCUCUCGUAUUGAAGAGGCUGCUUCCGGUGCUGUGCAGUGUCAGAUGAUGGACAUGACUUAUCCAGGAGUUGUACCGAUGCACAAGGUGAAUUUUGAUGCAAAGACAGAAUAUGAUAUGAUCCAAAAUUACAAGAUUCUGCAAGAUAUAUUUAACAAGUUAAAAAUUGAGAAGCAUCUUGAAGUUAACAGGCUUGUUAAAGGAAGGCCAUUGGACAACUUGGAAUUCUUACAGUGGCUGAAACGAUACUGUGACUCUGUGAAUGGUGGCAUCAUGAAUGAGAACUAUAACCCAUUGGAACGGAGAAGUAAGGGUGGGAGGGACCGUAACUCUAGGGGUUCUCAGAAGACCACAAAAUCACAGCAAGCAAGCAACAUGCAUAACUCUUCCUCUGGUUACACAGUUGACCUGAACAAAAUGUCUGGGCAAAAGCAAGGGAGGGGAAGUGCUGUGGUAGGUGAGGUAAAUUCUUCGGAGGAGAUUCAAGCUUUGUCCAAGGAGAUUGCAGAUAUGAAGCUCUCAGUGGACCUUUUGGAGAAAGAAAGAGAUUUUUACUUUGCAAAGUUGCGUGAUAUAGAAAUACUAUGCCAGACUCCUGAAUUGGAGGAUCUACCGGUGGUAGUUGCUAUAAAAAAGAUACUGUAUGCUGCUGAUACCAAGGAAUCUGCACUUGAAGAAGCUCAGGAAUACCUAUCUGAAGCUAUCUGUACUGGUGAAACUGAAGUUGAAAGUGAAGUUUGAGUUGAGUUCUGGCCAGCAAUGGAAUCUUGCCUAGGUUGCAUGGCUUUCAGGGCGUUGUCAUAAAGCUUUAGUUUUUUACCAGCAAUGGUAAAUAAGAGUAGUGUUUUCUGUUUAUUAUGUGUUCCUGGGUUUUUGUGAAUUUAAUUGGCGACUAAUCUAUCAAAGUUAAAGGGAAGCUGCCGUUGCUCCCUUCUUCUGCA